Messenger RNA from Euleptes europaea (tarantolino), 1212 nucleotides. Its product is annotated as proline-rich protein HaeIII subfamily 1-like. Bases 1 to 1212 code for a protein of 403 amino acids. The transcript is spliced from 4 exons. The record is from RefSeq and is a predicted model, not a curated record. NCBI's taxonomy places the organism in Eukaryota, Metazoa, Chordata, Lepidosauria, Squamata, Sphaerodactylidae.
AUGACAACAACCAUUACCCAGUGGAAUGACUGCUCGGACCCUGCAGGUCGGGCGAAACCGAACCUCGAGCGGCCGGUCCGAAAUCCGGAGACCCCCAGCGGAGAAGCUGCCAGGAGGCCCCCAACCGCCCGGGCCCCGCUGCAAUCCGCGCUCGCCGGGGCCGGCAGCCCCCCCGGCCAGGCGCGCGCCCCAAGCACAGCCCCGCCGAAAGGCCCUCCCCGCUGCCCGGCGAUGGCCCCCUCUCCCCCGGCCCCAUCAGGGCCCGUGAUCCCUCGGCCACCAGAUCCCCCUGGACCCACCCCGACGUGGGAUGGGGGGAGUGCCCACGUGGGCAGCAAAACAGAGGCCAGCGGCCCCGGGAGGGGACCCGCCAAGCAUCCUCCGCCCACCGCACCAAUCUCGGGCCUCCGUCCGCAGCCGGACUUGGCUCCCUUCCCACGAAACCCGGGCGUCCGGCCAGCUCCCCACCCCCAUGCUCUAACCGAGAUGAGAAGCCAGCAGCCCGAGCCGCCCCAGCCCCACCUCUCAGAUGUCCUCCUGCCGCAUGACGGCAACGCGGACCGGGAUCCCCCCCCCCCGGCCUGGAAGCCCCUCGGGGCGGAGUCUCAACCAGAGGCCGAAGGCAGCGCGGAGAGCAAACAGGCCCCUUCGAGGGCGCGAACACAACACCCCCGCGAGGUCGGGCCGGCGAGGGGAGGACGGGCGCUGGGAGGGCGCUGCAGGGAAGAGGCGCCGCCCGCCCCCUCCCUCCCCGGUUGGCAGGAGGGGGAGAUCUCCCAGCCGGCCCCGCCCUCUGGGAAAACCGUGGGCCUUUGUCUGCCGAGCGAGACGGCGGAGAGGCAGAAGCCCCCUCCCCACGGCGGCCGCAGCCGGCCUCCCGCCCUUCAUCCCGGCCGCCGCGCGCUUACCUUCGCUCCCCGCAGCUGGUGGAGCGGCGGCGGCGGCGGCAGGAGAGGCGGGAGAAGCCCGCAGCCGAGCGGGGCCGGCCAGCCCCUUCCCUCCGCCCCUCUGGGCAGGGCAGGGCAGGAGGCGCCGGGCGGACCCCGCGGCGCCGGGCGAGGAAGAGGAGGCGCCGCCGCGACCCGCCCGCGCCUGGCCUGGCCGCUGCGGCAGCCGCCGCGCACAAGUUUCCGGAAGGUUUUCAAAGUUAUACUGGGGUGUGAUCCAGGGAAGAAGCAGCGUGGCCAGAUCACGCAAGAAAUGAAGCGGUGA